Sorex araneus (European shrew) is the source of this 4365-nucleotide messenger RNA. It is a transcript of the gene SMC4, whose product is annotated as structural maintenance of chromosomes 4. The record is from RefSeq and is a predicted model, not a curated record. NCBI's taxonomy places the organism in Eukaryota, Metazoa, Chordata, Mammalia, Eulipotyphla, Soricidae. The transcript has 23 exons. Gene Ontology annotation, biological process: mitotic chromosome condensation. Bases 1 to 3858 code for a protein of 1285 amino acids. Gene Ontology annotation, molecular function: ATP binding; ATP hydrolysis activity; protein binding. Gene Ontology annotation, cellular component: chromosome.
AUGCCGCGCCGAGGACCCCCGGCCCCCGGCGGCCGGCGCGGCGCGCGCGACCCGGCGCCCCCCAGCCCCGACGGGCCGGACCGCGCCGCCGAGCCGCCGCCCCCGCCGGGCGCCGCAGAGCCCCCCGAGCCCGAGCCCGAGCCCGAGCCCGACGGCCGCAGCCUGCAGGACAUCCUGGGCGGCAUCGCGCCGCCGCCGCCGCCCGCCAUGGCCAGCGAGGCGGGCGCGCCGCGCCUCAUGAUCACGCACAUCGUCAACCGCGACUUCAAGUCGUACGCCGGCCGCAGGGUGCUGGGCCCCUUCCACAAGCGUUUCUCCUGCAUUAUCGGGCCGAACGGGAGCGGCAAGUCCAACGUGAUUGAUUCCAUGCUUUUCGUGUUCGGCUACCGAGCGCAGAAGAUCAGGUCUAAAAAGCUCUCGGUCCUGAUACACAAUUCCGAUGGGCACCAGGAUAUUCAGAGCUGUACUGUCGAGGUGCAUUUCCAAAAGAUAAUCGAUAAGGAAGGGGAUGAUUAUGAAGUCAUCCCUGACAGUAACUUCUGCGUGUCCAGAACAGCGUACAGGGAUAAUACUUCUGUCUAUCACAUCAGUGGGAAGAAGGCAACCUUUAAGGAUGUCGGAAGCCUUCUCAGAAGCCAUGGGAUCGACUUGGACCAUAAUAGAUUUUUAAUCUUGCAGGGCGAGGUGGAGCAGAUUGCCAUGAUGAAGCCGAAGGGCCAAACGGAGCACGACGAGGGCAUGCUGGAGUACCUGGAGGACAUCAUUGGCUGUGCGCGGCUCAACGAGCCCAUCCAGGUCUUGUGUCGGAGAGUGGAGCUGUUAAACGAGCACCGUGGGGAGAAGUUAAACAGAGUCAAGAUGGUGGAGAAGGAAAAGGAUGCCUUAGAAGGAGAGAAGAACUUGGCCAUUGAAUUUCUUACCUUGGAAAAUGAGAUAUUUCAGAAAAAGAAUCACGUUUGUCAGUAUUACAUUUAUGACCUGCAGAAACGAAUUGCUGAAAUGGAGAAUCAAAAGAACAAAAUUCAUGAAGAUACCAAAGAAAUCAAUGAGAAGAGCAGUAAACUGUCCAGUGACAUGAAAGAGAAGAAUAAAGCUGUGAAAGACGUAGAGAAGAAACUGAAUAAAAUUACAAAAUAUAUUGAGGAGAACAAAGCAGAAUUUACAAAGCUAGAUUUGGAAGAUGUUCAAGUUAGAGAAAAAUUAAAACAUGCUACAAGUAAAGCAAAAAAACUGGAGAAACAACUUCAAAAAGAUAAAGAAAAGGUUGAAGAAUUAAAAAAUGUACCUGCUAAGAGUGAAAAAAUUAUAGCUGAAACAACAACUCGAAGCCAUGCCCUCGAGAAGGAAAGAGAGAAGGAAGAAAAGAAAUUAAAGGAUGUCAUGGAUAGUCUUAAACAGGAAACACAAGGGCUUCAGAAAGAUAAAGAAAGUCAAGAACAGAAACUGAUGGCUUUCAGCAAAUCUGUCAACGAGGCGCGCUCAAAGAUGGACGUGGCCCAGUCCGAGCUCGACAUCUACCUUAGUCGCCACAACACUGCCGUCUCGCAGUUAAAUAAGGCCAAGGACGCUCUCGCCACAGCCUCGGAGACGCUGAGGGAAAGGAAAGCUGCAGUCCGGGAGAUAGAGGUGAAGCUCCCUCAGGCCGAGCGGGAGCUGUCGGAGAAAGAAAAGGAACUUCAAAAACUUACACAAGAAGAAACAAACCUCAAAAGUUUGGUUCGUGAUCUUUUCCAAAAAGUUGAAGAAGCGAAGAGUUCCUUAGCAAUGACCCGAAGUCGGGGCAAGGUCCUUGAUGCAAUCAUUCAGGAGAAGAAGUCUGGCCGGAUCCCCGGGAUAUACGGGCGGCUGGGGGACUUGGGAGCAAUUGAUGAAAAAUAUGAUGUUGCCAUUUCAUCUUGUUGUCAUGCACUAGACUACAUUGUUGUUGAGUCCAUUGAUAUAGCCCAGGAAUGUGUGAAUUUCCUUAAAAGACAAAAUAUUGGAGUUGCAACCUUUAUAGGGUUAGAUAAGAUGGCAGUGUGGGCCAAGAAGAUGGGCAGAAUUCAAACUCCGGAAAAUACUCCUCGUUUAUUUGAUUUAGUAACAGUGAAAGAUGAUAAAAUUCGCCAAGCUUUUUACUUUGCUCUGCGGGAUACCUUAGUCGCUGACAACUUGGAUCAAGCCACGAGAGUAGCGUAUCAGAGUGACCGGAGGUGGCGGGUGGUGACUCUGCAGGGACAGAUCAUAGAGCAGUCAGGGACCAUGACGGGAGGUGGCAGCAGAGUGACGAAAGGCAGGAUGGGGUCCUCAGUCAUCACCGAGCUCUCCGAGGAGCAGGUGAAUACGAUGGAGGUGCAGUUGCAGAAAGAUUCUCAGCGAGCAGCACAAGUCCAAGAGCAGAAAGGACAGUUGGAGGAAGCGGUGCUGAAGCUUCGGCAGAGUGUGCGGGAAAUGAGGAGCACGCUGGAGAAGUUCACGGCGAGCAUUCAGCAUUUAUCAGAGCAAGAAGAAUAUUUGAAUGUACAGGUUAAGGAACUUGAAGCUAAUGUACUUGCUACAGCCCCUGAUAAAAAGAAGCAGAAAUUGUUGGAAGAGAACGUUAAAGCUUUCAAAGCGGAGUAUGACAGCGUGGCUGAGAAAGCGGGUAAGGUUGAAGCUGAAGUGAAAAGGCUGCAUGACCUCAUCAUAGAAAUCAACAACCAUAAACUCAAGGCCCAGCAAGACAAACUCGAUAAAAUAAACAAGCAGCUGGAUGAAUGUGCCUCUGCCAUUACUAAGGCCCAAGUAGCCAUCAAGACUGCGGACAGAAAUCUGAAGAAAGCAGAAGAGACUGAGUUUCGCACAAAGAAGGAAAUAAAAGAUACUGAGAAAGAAGUGAAUGAUUUAACAGCAGAACUGAAAGGCCUGGAGGACAGAGCAGCAGCAGUCGUCCAGAACACAAAUGCGGCUGAGGAAUCUUUGCCAGAGAUCCAGAAAGAACACCGGACUCUACUUCAGGAACUGAAACUGAUUCAAGAAAGUGAACAUGCUCUUCAGAAAGAUGCACUUGGCAUUAAGUUGAAACUUGAACAAAUAGAUGGUCAUAUUGCUGAACAUAACUCUAAAAUAAAAUACUGGCAAAAAGAGAUUUCAAAAAUAUCGUUGCAUCACAUUGAAGGUAACCCUGUCAGAGAAAUUCCAGUUCUAAGCCCAGAAGACCUUGAAGCCAUCAAGAACCCAGAUUCAAUAACAAGUCAGAUCGCACUUUUGGAAGCCCAGUGCCAUGAAAUGAAGCCAAACCUCGGUGCCAUUGCAGAGUUCAAGAAGAAGGAAGAACUAUAUUUGCAACGGGUAGCUGAAUUGGACCAAAUUACUUCUGAGAGAGAUAAUUUCAGACAGGCGUAUGAAGAUCUUCGGAAGCAGAGGCUCAAUGAAUUUAUGGCAGGCUUUUCUAUAAUAACAAACAAAUUAAAGGAGAAUUACCAGAUGCUUACUCAGGGGGGCGAUGCUGAGCUGGAGCUGGUGGACAGUCUGGACCCUUUCUCAGAAGGAAUCAUGUUCAGUGUUCGGCCACCCAAGAAAAGUUGGAAGAAGAUCUUUAACCUUUCAGGAGGAGAAAAGACACUGAGUUCAUUGGCAUUAGUAUUUGCUCUUCAUCAUUACAAACCCACGCCCCUUUACUUCAUGGAUGAGAUCGAUGCUGCCCUUGAUUUUAAAAACGUGUCCAUUGUUGCAUUUUAUAUAUACGAACAAACAAAAAAUGCUCAAUUCAUCAUAAUUUCUCUUCGAAAUAACAUGUUUGAGAUUUCAGAUAGACUUAUUGGGAUUUACAAGACAUACAAUAUAACAAAAAGUGUGGCAGUAAACCCAAAAGAAAUUGCAUCUAAAGGACUCUGUUGAUACCUCAAAAUGAAUCUGCAGGUUCAGUGUAUUGUAUUACUGAUUUUUUUAUUGUAAAUAAUUGCAAAUUGUAUCAUAUAUAUUCAUAAACUGGCUUUUAUUUUAUUUAAUAGUGUGUGCCUGCUGCUUCUAGGAGUGUAAGAAUCCGAUGAUUUUAUAAAUUGCAGGUGGGAGUGGGGAAAGUCUGAGUGGUCAGGUGCCUUUUCCUUAAUCCCAAAUCAGUCUCUGGUUCAACUAGAUGGUGAUGUCAAGGCUCGGCGCAUCCUCGUGGACCUUUUGAAGUGGCCUCUGGUUACUCUGGUUCAGCCUUAGGUUACCAGUGUAACAAUCACUAAUCCCAAAUAUUAAAGGAAUUUUUUAAACCUUUGAUUAUGAAUUUUAAAGAAUGAGAAUUGAUGUCAUUUGCUUUUCAAUAGCUUGGUAUACUUAGAACACUUGUUUGGAGGGGCCAAUAAACUAAUAAUGUUUUUGAACAUAAUUUUUAAAUAAAAAUAUAUCCCAACUAAG